AGAGCUUAAGUACCAAACGGUUCGCCCCCAAGCAGUUCAAGAACCAAGGUGACCUAGGCGGGACCAAGUCGUGUGUGUUCGGGACAGGCCCGGGGACUCCUAGACAGCCGGAGUCCGCGAAUGUCUCCGCCCUCCCGGGAUCCCCCCGAUCCCCGCCACCCCGGUCCAACUCCACUCACUUCUCGGAGAGUCCGGCCCAGCAUAAUGCUCGUGUUCAGCCGGUCGACACCGGGGCCAGGCGAUUGGUGAGCAGAGAGGUCAACGUCGGCCCCGGCAUUACAUGGGCGCAGCCAUCUUGGGCCGUCAGCGAGGGCUUCAACACCGAGCGUUUCGAUAGGUCGAAUUUCAGACCGAGGCAAAGAUCCUGGCACACGAUUGGCUGGCGCUGCACAGCCUCCCCAGCGGCAAGGCGCGCUGACAGGCAAGGAGACCGUGGGCCGGGCGGAGACGGGAACCCCGAAGCUUCUUACUUGGCCUUGAGAUUGCUGGUCCAGCCCACGGCUUGUCAUUGUUUUUUCUUUUCAAGGGUCGUGGGGAGUGUAAGCAUGGACCCAGCGCUGACUGUUCUGUUAAUUGGCGCAUUUCUGGUGCGGAGAGAUUAGCAAGUGCAUGGUCUUCCUGAAGUUUGCUUCCUAUUGCUCAGGGUUGAAAGUGACCAGUGUGUUUGGCAGGAUUUGACCGAGUUGAAGAGUGAGUUUGAUCCCGGUCCUGCACUUUGUUGGAGGACGCGUUUCCACCACAGUUCAUGAUGGAGGUUUUGAAGACCUGUAUUCGUAGAAGAAAUGCAUGCACUGAGGCUUGCUUCUGGAGACGCCGAGUUGUGCAGACACCCUCCCAUAGAAAGAUUAGGACGACCUCUGCAAGAAGCAGUGUCAUGCCCGCCUGGGUGAUAGAUAAAUAUGGGAAGAACGACGUCCUUCGAUUCACGCAGAACAUGAUGCUACCUGUCAUACACUAUCCAAAUGAAGUCAUUAUCAAAGUCCAUGCUGCCAGUGUAAAUCCUAUAGAUGUUAAUAUGAGAAGUGGGUAUGGAGCGGCAGCUUUGAACAUGAAGCGGGAUCCCCUACACAUAAGAAUCAAAGGAGAGGAAUUUCCUCUGACCCUGGGUCGGGAUGUUUCUGGUGUGGUGAUGGAGUGUGGGCUCGAUGUAAAGUAUUUCAAGCCUGGAGAUGAGGUCUGGGCUGCAGUUCCUCCGUGGAAACAAGGCACUCUGUCAGAGUUUGUUGUAGUCAGUGGAAAUGAGGUUUCUCACAAGCCCAAAUCACUCACUCAUACUCAAGCUGCCUCCUUGCCAUACGUGGCUCUCACAGCCUGGUCAGCCAUAAACAAGGUUGGUGGCCUGAAUAGUAAGAAUUGCACAGGAAAACGGGUUUUGAUCUUGGGUGCUUCAGGUGGAGUUGGUACUUUUGCGAUUCAGAUAAUGAAAGCAUGGGGUGCUCACGUGACAGCAGUUUGUUCUCAAGAUGCGGGUGAACUUGUGAGGAAGCUUGGGGCAGAUGAUAUCAUUGAUUACAAAUCUGGAAGUGUGGAAGAGCAGUUGAAAUCCUUCAAGCCAUUUGACUUCAUCCUUGACAAUGUUGGUGGAUCCACUGAAACAUGGGCUCUAAACUUUCUCAAGAAAUGGUCAGGAGCCACCUAUGUGACUCUGGUGACUCCUUUCCUCCUAAACAUGGACCGCCUAGGCAUAGCAGAUGGCAUGCUGCAGACAGGAGUGACUGUGGGUACAAAAGCAUUAAAGCAUUUCUGGCAAGGAGUCCAUUAUCGCUGGGCCUUUUUCAUGGCCAGUGGUCCGUAUCUAGAUGACAUUGCAGAGCUGGUGGAUGAGGGAAAGAUUCGGCCCGUUAUUGAACGAACCUUUCCGUUUUCUGAAGUUCCAGAAGCCUUCCUGAAGGUAGAGAGAGGACACGCCCGUGGGAAGACUGUGAUUAAUGUCAUUUAAAUAAAUGCUGUGUGUGGUUUAGUGA
Messenger RNA from Jaculus jaculus (lesser Egyptian jerboa), 1964 nucleotides. RefSeq names its product reticulon 4 interacting protein 1 (gene Rtn4ip1). Gene Ontology annotation, cellular component: mitochondrion. The transcript has 9 exons. The record is from RefSeq and is a predicted model, not a curated record. Lineage: Eukaryota; Metazoa; Chordata; Mammalia; Rodentia; Dipodidae. Gene Ontology annotation, molecular function: oxidoreductase activity; zinc ion binding. Bases 746 to 1939 code for a protein of 397 amino acids.